AUGAAUCCCCUCACCUUCUUUCCUCCACCAUCGCGCUCCCUAUCUCGACAAGGCGCGCCACCUCUCCGCAACAGCACCGCCACCGGCUCUUCAUCGCUCUCCAACUCUACCAGCGCUCUGGGUGGAUCAGCUAGCAACGGCAUCGGCUCAUCAUUCACCACUGCAGGCGGGAGCAGCAGCAGUGGUCAUCAUAGCCGCCAUUCCCGAACGCCCAGCUCGAGAUCCAGACCCGCUUCAUCGAGCAGCGCGCGCAGGCAACGUCCGCACUCCGCCAUCGACAGCAGCGGCAGCCAAUCGAACUCUACGACUCCUCCAUCCGGUCCAUCCGACUCGGAGGCUACAGCUUCUCAAGCUUCGGGUAGCAGAUCUCAAAGCAGGCGGCCAUCCACUUCUGCAGCAGGGGCCAGCGCAACAAGCAGCUUCGAUACAAAGGGAGCUUCACGAAACAUGUCCGCUCGAGCCAAGGUCCCUUCGCCCCGCGGCGGUCUGUCGCGCACCAUGUCGACCAGCAGCACAGAAGGUGGCAGUCUCAGCGCUGGAGCCCUCUCGGAUGCGGGCGGUGCUGGAAGCACUUCCGCUGGUAGCGACGCCAGUCGCAAUGGCAAGAGCGCGAACCCAGAGCAAGGCAGUCCCAGGACGAAAGACGCAGCCGCGGCCAAAGGCAGACCGCCGGGCAUGUUCUUUGAUUGGGUGAGACCGACUGAGAUCGCUCAAGCUUAUCGCAUGGAAAAGGAAGGAUUUGGAGAAGAUGCUGCGAGCUUGGACAAACUCAAGUACAGGCAAAAAAAUGCCAGUCACUUGUUCCUCGGAGCCUUUUUGCCCACGCCGCCGCCCAAGAUUGCUGGCCCUCUAAGCAUCUCCGCGACACCGCCUAGACAACUCGUUGCCUAUACUUGCGGCACAGCAGCCGCCGCUCUCACCCUUCGCAGCAUGUCGGUGCACAGCACGGAUGAGGAUGCAUGGUUGGUCUGCCUUCAUUCUGUAUGCGUCUUGCCUUCAUUCAGAGGCCGGGGUCUGGCCAAGCUGAUAAUCGAAGAGCUGGUCAAGCGAUUGCAGAGGGCUGAGCUGCAGAUUGGGGACGCAAAGUCCAGAGGACCUCAACGAGGCUACGAAUGCGUAGCUUUGCUAGCUCACGAGGAGCUUAUCCCUUUCUACGAAAAGUGCGCCUUCAAACUCCUGGGAGUGAGUCACGUACAGUGGGGCAGCGGGAGCUGGUUCGAGAUGCGGAGAUACCUCUUCCCGAAAGAUGGAAGCAAGCCAAAGGCGAUUGCAGAAGAGGCGGAGGAGACGGCCUCUGCAGGCGACGGGAGUGUAGCUGCAGCAGCUGCCACCGCUGAGGGCGACAAGAAGCAAGCAGCGUCGACAAGUCUUGCCACCUCGACGUCGGGGUCCUCUUCUGAAUCCAACGCUCGCAAGUCUCCCCCGCGAACGCCACCGGCCAACAAAGGAACAAGCAUCGUGACGGACGUCAAAGGCAUUGUCGAUAGUCCAGGUGCCGCGUCGGUACUCGGCGAGACGACCUUCUCUGCGGCGCAAGCUGCUUCGCCAAAUGCUGCCGAUGCUUCUGCGACGACCCCGUCGAGUGCGCAGUCGCCGCCGAGCUCGCAAGGCGGCAAGACUGGUCUGCCCCAGGGCAUGACCCAGGAGCAGCUCGUCGCUGCGCUGCGCUCUCAGACCCUGAGUCCGUCCACAUCAGGUCCGCGCAACCCUGGAAUGGCCUACUCGUCCGUGCUUGGCCAGGCGCUGGCGGCCAAGACUGCGGUCGAAGAUGCCUUCCACGCUCUGGAAGCCAGAUUGGUCAAUCGGGAAAGGAAUACGAACAUAGCGGAGCUCUACUGUCCCAGAGAGGAAUGCGGAUGCAAACUCAUCAAAAAGAAUGUCGCGGAGUGGGAAAUCGCCGAAAUGGGUCCGGUGAGUCCGCUUUGCGAGGCGGAAGCUCGUUGAUGCAUGCUUGCUCACCAUGUUGCGCCUCUUUAUCACAGUUGUCGUCGGCGAACCUCUCGCUUCCCAAUUCGCCAGCGCCACCUUCAGCGCCUCAACCGCCUCCGCCUCCCCAAUCCGCCCUUUCCAGAAUUCGUUCUGCAGUUCCAUCCUUCGGCGAGCAGAGCGGCUUGGGCGUGACGCGCACCCCUGUGCGGGGCUUCUGGACCCUCGUGUCUCCCCUCUCUUUCGAGAAUAUCGGCUUCUCAAAAGACGCGGCGUGGGUCGUUCCCGACCUGCCCACUUCGCCCAAUCCUUCAUCCGGAGGCAUGUCUCCCAUCGACGAAGAGGGAAGCGGCAAGUCUGCCCGCAAGCCUCUGGCAAAGCGAAAGAAUUCUCUGUUCUGGAACACGACGGAGAAGAAAAGGCUUGCUCAGGAGGAAAAGGAAAAGUCGGAGGCUGCUGCUGCUGCAGCAGCGGCGGCGGCCGAGGGGAGGAAUCGAGCAGAUGGAGAUGGAGCGCCGGGUAGAGGAGGGUCUUCGGAUCUGACGGUCAAGGUGAAAUACCUGCUUUGCGCCGAGUGCGAUUGCGGCCCGCUCGGAUAUACCGUCUUGCCUGUCGGCAUGCAGGAUGGAGGAUUUGCGAAGUCUGUAGGCGAACAGAUCAAGCCUGAUGCGCAACCUAGCGCUCAACCUGCCGAACCGCCCAUCUUUCUCAUCGCGGCAGAUCGAGUCAGGUAUCGCUUUCUGAAGAAUUGA
Ceraceosorus bombacis is the source of this 2678-nucleotide messenger RNA. Lineage: Eukaryota; Fungi; Basidiomycota; Exobasidiomycetes; Ceraceosorales; Ceraceosoraceae. The record is from the annotation of a GenBank genome assembly.